This is a messenger RNA of Solenopsis invicta (red fire ant), 2352 nucleotides long. RefSeq lists its product as uncharacterized. The transcript has 2 exons. The coding region runs from base 16 to 2226 and encodes 736 amino acids. NCBI's taxonomy places the organism in Eukaryota, Metazoa, Arthropoda, Insecta, Hymenoptera, Formicidae. The record is from RefSeq and is a predicted model, not a curated record.
AAAACAGGGUCAAAGAUGAUGAGAAGUCUUCGAAUCCAUCAGUACAUCAUUUUCCUUGCUACGCGCUCGUUUACAUCGACGAAAAUGAUUGUUCGCCAUUGUGGGACGUUAUGGGCGAUCGCGCUGCUCGUUCUUCUCGUGAGCUUAUCGUUCUCGGAAUCUGUGAAAUUACGAAAACCACGAAAGAGGACUACGAUGAAAAGCCCCUAUCAACAGUCCAGGAUCGGACCGGUGAUCAUAAAAGUGAUGCACAAAUAUAACGAUGACGCUCUCGCUCGCGGCGCGUCCGCGUCGGGCGGUUGCGCUAACGGCAACUGCAGAAACGCCCGCGAUAAAUUCCACCUCAACGUUAACGAAGCGAUAUCCGAGGAAGACAAUUUCCUAUCGGACGAGGAGUCGUUGCGUUACGUCGUGCACCCGCAGAAGUACGAGCAUUUCGUAUUGAGAAAGAAUACGGGAGCGCACGUCAACAGAUACAAAAGGGACCCUGCAUUUUCGGAAUUACAUUCGUCCAAUGCGAGCGACCGCAUAGCGCUUGAUCGCGACGACGACGGAACGAAAGAGACUAAAGCGAAUUUCACGAGAGUUCCACUAUACAGAAUUGACAAGAUUAAAAGAGAUCUUUCGGAACGUUUAAGCGAAGCGAGCAAUGUAUCGAAACACGAGAAUAAAGGAAAUUUCACAAGAGUUCCGCUGUACAGAAUUGACAAACAUAAAAGAGAUCUUUCGAAACAUUUAGGAGAAGGUGAAAUAUCGACAAAUGACACUAAAGCAAAUCUCACGAGAGUUCCACUAUACAGAAUUGACAAGAUUAAAAGAGAUCUUUCGGAACGUUUAAGCGAAGCGAGCAAUGUAUCGAAACACGAAAAUAAAGGAAAUUUCACAAGAGUUCCGCUGUACAGAAUUAACAAAAAUAAAAGAGAUCUUUCGAGACUUUUGGGAGAAGGUGAAAUAUCGAGAAACGAGACUAAAGCAAAUCUCACAAGAGUUCCGCUAUACAGAAUUGACAAGAUUAAAAGAGAUCUUUCAAAGCAUUUAAGCGAAGCGAGUAAAACGUUGAAAAACGAGAAUAGAGGAAAUCUAAUAAGAAUUCCGCUAUACAGAAUUGACAAUACAAGGGAUCAUUCGAAAGUUUUAAGCAAAAACGAGAAUAAAGGAAAUUUUACGAGAGUUCCACUGCACAGAAUUAACAAGAAUAAAAGAGAUCUUUCCAACUUUUUAGGCGAAGCGAAUAAAGUAUCGGAAAACGAGAAUAAAGGAAAUCUUACGAGAGUUCCGCUGUACAGAAUUGACUACAAUACAAGAGAUCCUCCGAGAAGUACAAGUAACCUUAGCACCGACUAUUUUUCGAGAAGAAACGACAGUGACUAUUACGCGCAACGGAAAGCCGUCAUGGAUAGAUAUUACGCUCGGCAGCGUGAGAUAAACGCGCGGUACGCUAAUCGAACGACUGUUACUCCGAGAUUGGAGCACUGGAGCAACGCGUCGCAGCAUCGUUUGGCAACGAGUAACGCUACUCUCUUCAACCUCGGACGUGUGUACCCCAGUAAGGACUCGACGACGAGGGACAGCGUGACUUUUCGUCAUCCGUCCGCGAAGAUCGAUCCGAUAUACAGCAAUGAAUCGCGAUACAUUAGGAUACCGACCGACCUGAACAGUCAGCGAAACAUUGCCCCGGAAAUCGGUCUCGGUUUCAAAUCCGACGCCGAGUUGUCUCAAACGAGAAGCAGCAGUAACAUCGAGAGAAACGCGUUGGAUUAUUUUGUUACACCCACGCCAUGCACGAAUUUGUCCUCAUCUGGCACUUUAGCUCCGAAAACACGAAUCAAGCACGCUAAAAAUUGUACAGGGCAGGACACCGAGGAUUGUAACAAUUCGACGGAUAACGCUAACGUCGAGGGCAAGCUACGGAAGGCAAGCUACGGAUGGGGAAGAUGCGAAGGAAAGAUCGUGUACCAGCACAAUUUGCUUCUGGGAUUAACGGGUCCCUCGAUCCUUGACGCUUUGUUCGAGGUAAUCAUUCAGGGCCCCGUCUGCAUCACCUGCGUGGAGGCGUUGCAAUUUAAUGAAACCAGAGCGACAGUCAUGUUGGAUUCCGGGGGACCUGGUCACGAAUAUGCGAAGCUUAGGUUACAGGGUUAUCAGAACGAAGGAUUUUCCUACAUAAUAAAGGUCUGGGGCAUCAACAAAACUGGUCAGGUUUGCGAUAAUGUAGACGUAGACUAAUCGAGAUGCGAGUAACGUGUCAAAUGAGUGAGCCAAGUAACACCACACGUCACGCAUACGUAUAAAAAAAAAUCUUUAAUGUAAAAAAAUUAAGUAAUGUUUUUAUAAAUAUGUUGUAGCAUUGUU